AUGCAGAUCUUCGUGAAGACCCUCACCGGCAAGACCAUCACCCUUGAGGUCGAGUCGUCUGACACGAUCGACAAUGUGAAGGCCAAGAUCCAGGACAAGGAGGGAAUCCCCCCGGACCAGCAGCGCCUCAUCUUUGCCGGCAAGCAGCUCGAGGAUGGCCGCACCCUGGCUGACUACAACAUCCAGAAGGAGUCCACCCUCCACCUGGUGCUCCGCCUCCGUGGAGGCAUGCAGAUCUUUGUCAAGACCCUCACUGGCAAGACCAUCACGCUGGAGGUGGAGUCCUCGGACACCAUCGACAAUGUGAAGGCCAAGAUCAGGACAAGGAGGGCAUUCCCCCGGACCAGCAGCGUCUGA
Molecule: messenger RNA, 357 nt
Organism: Triticum turgidum subsp. durum (durum wheat)
Lineage: Eukaryota; Viridiplantae; Streptophyta; Magnoliopsida; Poales; Poaceae
Source: the annotation of a GenBank genome assembly